Messenger RNA from Nakaseomyces glabratus, 783 nucleotides. RefSeq names its product monothiol glutaredoxin GRX3 (gene GRX3). Gene Ontology annotation, biological process: intracellular iron ion homeostasis. NCBI's taxonomy places the organism in Eukaryota, Fungi, Ascomycota, Saccharomycetes, Saccharomycetales, Saccharomycetaceae. Gene Ontology annotation, cellular component: nucleus; cytosol. Gene Ontology annotation, molecular function: 2 iron, 2 sulfur cluster binding. The record is from RefSeq and is a predicted model, not a curated record.
AUGGAGGGGGGAAGGAGGGAAAUCGAAGGCAGGAGACACUUUUUGAAGAGGAAUAUGGUUGCUGAGAUUACGAACCAGGACCAGUUUACGGAGCUGACUACGCAGAAUGUGCAGGACAAGCUGAUUGCUAUAUAUUUCCACACCUCGUGGGCGGAGCCCUGCAAGGCCAUCAGCGAGUUGUACCGGGCUAUAAGCGAAGACGAGUCGAACAAGGACGUGUCGUUCUUGGCGGUGGAUGCGGACGAGCAGGCUGAGAUAGCUGAGCUGUUUGAGAUAAGCGCGGUGCCAUACUUCGUGCUGAUCAGGAACGGGACCAUCCUGAAGGAGCUCUCCGGUGCCAACCCCAAGGAGUUCCUUGCUGCGCUGGAGGAGUGCAGGAGAGCGGGCACAGAGUCGAAGUCGAAGGAAAGCAACGGCGCGGUAGAGGACGACGAAGACAGCGAGGACAGCGAGGAAGAGACCGAGGAAGAGAUGAAUAUGAGGCUGACAAAGCUGGUGAACGCAGCACCCGUGAUGCUGUUCAUGAAGGGUAACCCAUCCGAGCCUAAGUGCGGGUUCUCCAGACAAAUCGUGGGAAUUCUAAGGGAACACCAGAUCAGAUUCGGGUUCUUCGACAUAUUAAGAGACGACACCGUCAGAACCAACUUGAAGAAGUUCUCAGACUGGCCUACGUUCCCUCAAUUAUAUAUCAACGGUGAGUUCCAAGGUGGCCUAGAUAUCAUAAAGGAAUCCCUAGAGGAAGACCCUGACUUCUUCCAACACACCAUACGAGUAAAUAACUAG